AUGACGGAUGAGGUUGUCGUUCCGCGAUGGCAGCCGGACGACGAGCUUUCGGCAUGCUCUAUAUGCGGUAACGCUUUUACCUUUCUCAACCGAAGACAUCACUGUAGAAGAUGUGGAAGACUCGUCUGUGGACCUUGUUCGCCUCACCGCAUCACCAUACCGCGCCAGUACAUCGUACAUGCUCCAGAGGAUGAGCCCUUGAAGCCCGACGGCAGCACCAGAAGCAGAAGCAGUACAGGUCCCUCUGACUACUCUGAAAACCCAGCCUUGGGUGGCGGCGAAACUGUCCGAGUCUGUAACCCUUGUGUACCUGAUCCGAACUAUGGCCCUCCACCUCAGCAACAGGACGAACCGAGAUCACCGCCACCUUCGACACGGUCACGUGCGCAGACUUUUGCAGUAGACGAAGGCACAACAUCAGGCAUAAGUUUUGCCAGAAUGUUUGGCUCGUUGAACAUAUCGGAUCUAGGUCAAACCACGUGUCAGUCGGCGCCUCACAAUGCUCGAACGCUGAGCGAUUUCACUGGCACCCCACCCCAAUCAACAGAGAGGCGGGGGUCUUAUCGACCGCAGUUACAUACAGCGAGGUACCAGGCUCUGAAUAGACUUCGUACCCGUUCGGACAAUGACACGGCACAUUCAUCACGAUCACGAUACCGCUCUACAUCGUAUACACCCUCAACGGUCGCAGCCGCACAGGCCGUAAAGGUUGAAAUGCAGCGACCGCAAGGUCGAGAGGUGUUGAGCGAGGAAGAUGAAUGUCCCGUCUGCGGUACCAGGAACCAUCCAUUUGGCACAGAUGGCACCAGUGGCACGAGCGAGGAACGCGAGCAACACGUUCAGUUUUGCAUCUCAAGCCACCUAGCAGGGCCUAGUCAUUUAGAGACACCAGCAGAGACAGCAGAUCAGACGGGAUCGGAAGAGACAGAAUCCAUGGCUGCUGGGAGUGUACCGCAACGUGCGGCAUCAAUGCUGGGGGCAAAUGCGGCAAGGCAUCGCAUGCUGGUCUAUCACGCGACCGAGAAGGACUGCUUUGACGAAGAAGGUCAGGCCCAAGAAUGCGUCAUCUGCUUUGAGGAGUUUGAGGAAGGAGUGGAAAUGGGCAGGCUGGAGUGCCUGUGCAAGUUCCAUCGAGCGUGCAUCAGAGGAUGGAUGGAAACACGAGGUCGAGGCACGUGUCCAACACAUCAAUUACAUGAUUGA
Messenger RNA from Aureobasidium namibiae CBS 147.97, 1203 nucleotides. RefSeq names its product FYVE-domain-containing protein. Lineage: Eukaryota; Fungi; Ascomycota; Dothideomycetes; Dothideales; Saccotheciaceae. Gene Ontology annotation, molecular function: zinc ion binding. The transcript has 2 exons. The record is from RefSeq and is a predicted model, not a curated record. The coding region runs from base 1 to 1203 and encodes 400 amino acids.